Anoplopoma fimbria (sablefish) is the source of this 874-nucleotide messenger RNA. It is a transcript of the gene prr15la, whose product is annotated as proline rich 15 like a. The record is from RefSeq and is a predicted model, not a curated record. The transcript is spliced from 2 exons. Lineage: Eukaryota; Metazoa; Chordata; Actinopteri; Perciformes; Anoplopomatidae. Bases 413 to 757 code for a protein of 114 amino acids.
UAGCACAAAGCAAUUGGCCAUUUCUAGUAAUAUUUUCAUUGGCCUGAUGUAACUUCACUUCCACUUCUGGUUUGAGUGUAGUUCUGGGAGAAGAAUGGAUUAUGGACUCUCAUCUGGGAAGAAACUGGGAUUAAAAAGGUGAGACAGCCUAUCAUUAACUUGCCCCAUAUAAGCACAGACCUCUCCAAGAGCUGCUGCAUACAAACACAUGAGAAUAACAGAGGUCAGCAGGACGGUGGAAGUUGAAUGCAGUAUCUUGAAGCUUUUUUGGGGGGGGAUAGAAGACUGAAUUGAGAAGUUGAACAAGUUUGGAGAGAAGAGGCUGGACCUUGAUCCUAAACCCUGCUGAAGUACACCACAGAGAAAACGUCCAUUUCAAACAGCCCUCCCUCCAUCCCAUUACUCAUCCAUCAUGGCAGAGCCGUCUCCAAGUUGGUGGAAGUUGACUUUCCUGAGGAGGAAAAAAUCCCAGCCCAAGGUCCUGUAUGAAAUCCCCACAGAGUUUGUCUCCAACGCCGCCACUGGCUCAGCCACAGGAGCCGCCACCCACCAGGAGGACAUGGUGUACGACCCCCAGCUGGACGCCCGGCUGGAGAGGAUCAUGGAUAAGACGACGGCGAGCAAAGGGCGCCACGUCAAGGUGUCUCACUCCGGGAGGUUCAAGGAGAAGAAGAAAGUGAGGGCCACGCUGUCGGAGAACCCAGAGAUGUUUCCAGGGGGGGACCCUGCAGGAGAUGAGAACCAGCGGUUGAAAUGAAUAGUGAUGCAUUCAUAGGGAGAGGUUAAAAUGGUGCGUUUGGGUUCACAGCUCUCUUACCUUGUUGUCAGUUGAUGGAGCCUAAAUCUGGGGAAACUAUAACCCUUAAAAUCUGUU